This is a messenger RNA of Lepisosteus oculatus (spotted gar), 2537 nucleotides long. The record is from RefSeq and is a predicted model, not a curated record. NCBI's taxonomy places the organism in Eukaryota, Metazoa, Chordata, Actinopteri, Semionotiformes, Lepisosteidae.
AUGAGCUCGGAGGCGGCGGUGGCUCUGGAAGCGGAGGCGGUGGAAACCAGUUCUCUGUCUCUCUGUCUCUCUCCGUUCGUGUCGUGUGCAGUGGUGCCCAACGCUCUGCUCAGCGCUGCCUCUGUCUCUUUCAGGGACGACCACGGCGGAGACCCGUAUCACGGCGGAGGGUAUGACCUGCCGUAUGGGGGCGGUGGGGGCCCCAGCUACGCCCCCCCCCAGCCCUGGGGACACCCCGAUAUCCACCUCAUGCAGCCGCAUCAUGGCAUUCCCAUCCAGGCCAGGCUGGGCAACGUGCACGACCUGGAGCUGGGCCCCCCGGCGCCCGUCAUGAAGAGCUUCAAGGAGUUCCUGCUGUCCCUGGACGACUCCGUGGACGAGACCGAGGCGGUCAAGCGCUAUAACGACUACAAGCUGGACUUCCGCCGGCAGCAGAUGCAGGACUUCUUCCUGGCGCACAAGGACGAAGAGUGGUUCCGGUCCAAGUACCACCCCGACGAGGUCGGCCGCAGGAAGGCGGAGGCCCACAGCGCCCUGCAGAACCGCCUGGGCGUCUUCAUGUACCUGCUGGAGAACGGCUGGCUGGACAACAUCUCCCUGGACAUCGACCGCGCGCCAGCCAUCAUCAAGAUCCUGGACGCCGCUGUGAUCAAGAUGGAGGGGGGGACGGAGAACGACCUGCGGAUCCUGGAGCAGCCCACGGAGGAAGAGGAGGAGCGAGGCGGGGGCGGGGCCGGGGGGGCAGCCGAGCCGGCCAAGAGGGAGGAGACGCGCGGUGGGGACAGCGAGCGGAAGCCCCCCGCUGACAAAGAGGACAAGGAGAAAAAGGGCGAGAGCGGGGGAGGCAGUGGGGAGGAGAAGCUGAAGAAAGGAGGAGAAGAGGAGCAGGGGGAGAAGUCCAGCGCGAAGGAAGAGUCCGAGCCCAAGAAGCUGAGCAAGAAGAGGAAGAGGAAGCGCAGCGGAGACAGCGAGGAUGAGCCCAGCGCCUCCGACAGCGACUCCGACUCGGAAUCCGGGAGCGAGAAACCGGCCAGAGAUGAGGAAAGGGAGGACGAGGAGGAGGAUGAGGAGAAGGAGGAGGUGGUGGUGAAGGAGAGGAAGGAGGAGAAGCUAAAGGACCGGGAGAAGGAGAGAGAGCGAGAGAGGGAGGAGAAGAAAGUGAAGGAGAAGGAGGUGGAGAUACCGCCCCCCCGGCCGCUGCACAAGACCUGCUCCUUGUUCAUGAGGAGCAUCGCCCCUACCAUCUCCAAAGCAGAGAUUGUUGCUCUGUGUCGGCGGUAUCCUGGGUUUAUGCGAGUGGCCCUGUCAGAACCCCAGCCUGAGCGCAGGCUCACGCCGUGUCUCCUCUCCCGCCGCCUGCAGCUGCCGGCCCAGAACCCGAUCCUGAAGAACAUCACGGACUACCUGAUCGAGGAGGUGAGCGCCGAGGAGGAGGAGCUGCUGGGCAGCGCCGGGGGCGGGGAGCCGGAGGAGGGCGUGAAGGAGGGCAACCCUGCGGAGAUCACCGUGGAGAGAGACGACAAGCUGGUCAAGGUGCUGGAUCGUCUCCUGCUGUACCUGCGCAUUGUUCAUUCCAUCGACUACUACAACACCUGCGAGUACCCCAGCGAGGACGAGAUGCCCAACCGCUGUGGCAUCAUCCACGUCCGAGGGCCCAUCCCCCCGAACCGCAUCACGCACGGCGAGGUGGCCGAGUGGCAGAAGACCUUCGAGGAGAAGCUGACCCCUCUCUUCAAUGUGCGGGAGUCGCUGUCCGAGGAGGAGGCCGUGAAGAUGGGCCGCAAGGUCCCGGAGCAGGAGGUGGAGAAGUUCGUCUCGGCCAACACGCAGGAGCUGGGCAAGGACAAGUGGCUGUGCCCCCUGAGCGGCAAGAAGUUCAAGGGCCCCGAGUUCGUGCGCAAGCACAUCUUCAACAAGCACGGCGAGAAGAUCGAGGAGGUGAAGAAGGAGGUGCUCUUCUUCAACAACUUCCUGAUGGACGCCAAGCGCCCCUCCCUGCCCGAAAUCAAGGCCCCGCCGCCCCCCGGGCCUGGCCAGGGCGUGCUCAGCCCAGGGCUGCCAUACCCCCACCAGUCGCCCCAGGGGCUGAUGGGAUACGGCCAGCCCCGUCCGCCAGUCCUGGGCUACGGAGGAGGGGGCCCUCCGUACCCACCGAACCAGUAUGGGGGCGGCCGGGGGAACUACGACUCCUUCAGAGGACAGGGGGGAUACCCUGGGAAACCCCGAAACAACAGGAUGAUCCGCGGCGACCCGCGCGCCAUCAUCGAGUACCGCGACCUCGACGCUCCUGACGACGUUGACUUUUUUUAGCCCUGUUUUUACUGUCUCCGAACACGUUCGCUUUCUAUUUUUAAUUAAGUUUUGGUUUUUGUUUCUUUUGUCCUCCCCCCUCCCUUUCUGUAUGGUAAGUUUACACAGUGCAGCUGCACCAUAUCAGAGCAUCUGUGUACGUUCUGUUCGUCUUUCUUAAAUAUCUCGGCCACUUAGAGUUGUAUCCCUGCCAUUUUCCAUUAAUAAAAAUAAACAUUGGAUCCACA